UGCAUUCUUCACGCGGUACGGAACAUCUAGAUAGAUAGGAUACACUGCCGUGGAGUACACGACAUUGCAUGACACUGCGGGUCCAGUGUCUUCGCUAUGAAUUCCAGUACUCCGAUCACGGCCAUCUGCUUCACAGGAACACUCGCUCAUCGCUUUUUCGCCCGAGACUUCCGAACUCCAGGCUAAUCGGCUCAAGCGACAUCUGCCAAGUUCCUUGGCCUGCUCGACUCGAGCCUCCAACACCCCCACGCCAUUUUCCCGUGUCUCUCACAGGUCACAGCACCACCAGACAUACUGCCGAGAACGACAUUUCUCCGUUUCUGGCCUUGUUUUCAGCUAGGCAUCCCGAUAUUCCAAGACCAUCCUGACUCCGAAACUCAACGGAGUCAACAGUCAGUCACGUCGCCGACUACUCCGAGCCAAGCAUCCGAUGUCUCUUCCGUACGGGAGGAUCAAAGUGAUGCACCUACGUCACAGCCAUAUAGUCGGGUCAAAUACAAAGCCAGACGCUAAAUGCUCACAAGCACGGCGUACCCCGAGCAUGCAUUGACAGUUAAGCCGAAUUGUAACCGGGCACCAUCAUACCCCGCCAAAGACCCGAAAUGUCUUUUUCCGCUUCAUCACUAUCAAGUCCC
Molecule: messenger RNA, 635 nt
Organism: Aspergillus ibericus CBS 121593
Lineage: Eukaryota; Fungi; Ascomycota; Eurotiomycetes; Eurotiales; Aspergillaceae
Exons: 2
Coding region: 69-368 (99 amino acids)
Source: RefSeq, a predicted model, not a curated record